Fusarium venenatum is the source of this 1461-nucleotide messenger RNA. Its product is annotated as Reticulon-domain-containing protein. NCBI's taxonomy places the organism in Eukaryota, Fungi, Ascomycota, Sordariomycetes, Hypocreales, Nectriaceae. The record is from RefSeq and is a predicted model, not a curated record.
AUGAGUGGUCUUCAAAACAACUUCCAGCCCGUCAUGGCUGAAGACACUGCUGGAACUCAGUUCAAUGGACAGCGUCGACGAUCGGGACCCUUGAAGGAAAUUGUUGCCCAACAGGACAGCCUUUACAAGUACAUCAGUUGGGAGGAUCCAGCUCGAACCAUUGGAUCGUACUUUGCUGCCCUCGGCUUUCUGCUCGCUGUCCACCAUCUUCGCCUUACCCAACUGGCACUCAAGACCAGCGCCAUUGGUCUCGGAGUAAUGUCCCUAGCCGAGUUCGCCGGUCGCUCCUUUGGCCCCAACAAUUUCGUCUCUCGAAUGCGACCCAAGCAGUACAAGACCUUUCCCGAAUCAACCCUCAAUGCUACACUGAAGGAUAUUCACGACUUCAUCCAAUAUGCUGCUGUUAAAGCGCAGAAGGUCAUAUUUGCCGAGGACCUUGAAAAGACCUUUUCUGCCUUCGUCAUAGCUACUUCUCUAUACUUCUUGACCCAGUUCAUGACCCCUUUCGGAAUUACCAUUUUGGCCUUGACGACCGUCUACAUUAUUCCCCUCAUCAGAUCUCCACAAGGCAGAGGAAUCGCCCGCGAUGGAAUUGCACGAGCCCAGGAAAUCGGCAACGUCGCUAUUGAUCAAGCCAGCACUCUCGCGCAGGACAGCAAGGUUGCUGUUUCCAACAUGACAUCACGUGCCCAAGAUACCGCCUCGAACUUGACUUCCCGGGCUCAAGAUAGUGCUACCAGCUUCACUUCCAGCGCUCAGGAUACUGCCGGUAAUCUUCGACAGCGUGCGGUCAACAUGGUUCCUGGAGUGAUGAAGGGUAACAACCAGACUGCUAGCGAUAUCACCUCCAGCGUCCCCCAUAGUUCUUCUGAAUCUACUCAGGCUAGAGAUGUUUCUUCCAAAUACCCCAAGGAUGACAUGUCUUUCAACGAUUCCAAGGAAAUGGCCUCCAAGACUGCCCAUGACAUGUCCCACAGCUUCCAAAAAUCACCCAAACCCGAAUUCGACACUACCGACAAGUCCACCCAUGCCACAGGUGUCUCUCAAUCCGCCGUCCAAGGUUUCCCUGAGCCAUCAAGGGAUUCAUUCCCCUCUCACGGUCCCUCCGACGACUUUGGUGCCGUUACUAGCAACAAUUCACAGGCACCUAGCUCUCUCACCAGCAACGUUUCUAACAUCCCAUCUUUUACCGCGGCUGGCUCCAACGUGUCCAGCAACCAGCCUCCCGUAGGCAAGCGACCAUCUAUUGACGAUGGUGACUACUCUAUCCAGAACAGGAUGGACCAGGGCUCUGAUUACCAACGGUUUGUUCCUCGCGAGGCUCCCAACAGAGGAAACCUUGGCACUGGUGUUGAUACAUCCAUUGGUAACAUGUCCCUCGGCAAGUUGAUGGACGAGAAGAACAAGGCCGGCGAUAAGGCCCCUCCUCUGUCUGCUGGUGGUAUCAACUCUAUCAGGUAG